Messenger RNA from Glycine soja, 1482 nucleotides. RefSeq lists its product as uncharacterized. NCBI's taxonomy places the organism in Eukaryota, Viridiplantae, Streptophyta, Magnoliopsida, Fabales, Fabaceae. The coding region runs from base 127 to 735 and encodes 202 amino acids. The record is from RefSeq and is a predicted model, not a curated record. The transcript has 2 exons.
CAUGUAGAUCGAACGAAGUGGAUUAACGUAUUUAAUUUCAAUUUUGUAUUUUCACCCACAUUUCCUUCCUUGCAUUUGCAUUUCCUCAAGUCCCAGAAUUUUUGGAUGUGAGAAAAGAACACAGCGAUGACUAAUACGAUUGUAGGGUUGAAACCCUCACUCUCACUCUCACUCUCAAUUCCUCUUUCUCACUCUUUCCCAUUCUCUUCUCCCCUUUCUCUCAAACCCCACCCUCUCUUUCUCUCCCCCAAACCACACCCAUUUCUCAAAUUCGCAAACAACAACAACAACAAUGAAUUGAGGGAACAGGGUAACACACAGCAACAACAGCAGCAAAAAAAACCACCCAAUGGUUCCAAAGAAGAAGAAGAAGAAGAAAAGGUUAACGAUUGGAGCAAUCAAAGACGAACCAUUUUGGGGUUCAAUUGGAGGACCCUUUUGGACCCUGACCCCGACAACGUCCUUGCACUUGGAUUAACCGGUAUUCUCACUUGGGCAAGCGUGCAAGUCCUCUGGCAGCUCUUGUUCAUCUCCUUGGCCAUUCUCACUGCUGCCAUCAACCUACCGACAAUUUACUGCCGUGCACUGUCGCUUCUGGCGACGUCAUUUUUAUUUUUCUUGCUUCUGCUUCUUCUCCCUUCUCCCUCAUCUCAGCCACCAUCUUCAUGGCCACUGAGAUCUGUGGAUUUCCAAAGUGGGACCUCUCUCAAAGCGCAGUCUCCAACACCACAAUAGAAUCCGAGAAUUAACUUUGUAAAUCAUGACUCAAAUUAAAUGUAAGCUUAACAUAAAGAUUCUAAUUAAAUCAACCCACACUUAUAAUCUAGCACUGAUCUUGAACCCUAAUAAGUCAUUAUUCCAAUUUCCACAUCCCAAAAUCGUAAUUUUUAAGCUAUUUAAAUAAUGCAAAUUUAAUCUGCAACAAAAGCUAAACCUAGAUUUUUCAUUAUUAAGAAUUGAGAAUUGGAACACAAUCUGAUGCUCAUCUUCAUAGUCUAGUCAUCGGGCUUGUGGAGGAGAGAGAUGGUGUGGGCGCGUAAGACCUUGCUGAAUGCCACGCUUUGUAGUUCGUGAAAUCUUCGAAGGGACUUAUGUAGUGGUUGUCGAUUUGGUUUGUGAGAGUGAGUGCUUGAGAAUCAGAGAUUGAAAAUUCCGAGACCAUAGCGAUGCUGAUGAAUGAAGACUCGACGAAAAUUGACGCCAGAGGAGUUACACGAAUCUUGCUAAAGAUAACCAAAAAUAGUUCGCAUUGGUGAAGCAUAAAGGAAGAAGCAAGCAAAUCUCAAUGGCAGAGGUGAGCAGCAAGCAUAUCUCACAAUAGCAAUAAUGAGCGACACACAACAAGAGUUUUUUUUUUUUUUAAUUGAGCCAUGGCCUUAGUUUUGGUAUAAAAGAAGAGGGUGGGGGGCUACAGAAGUCAUGGCCCCCCAAUGUUUUUAAACUUUGAUAAUAUCAUAUAUAAAAUUAUUUUCUGCUCUCGUC